Molecule: messenger RNA, 2994 nt
Organism: Gastrolobium bilobum
Lineage: Eukaryota; Viridiplantae; Streptophyta; Magnoliopsida; Fabales; Fabaceae
Product: CBL-interacting protein kinase 32-like
Exons: 14
Coding region: 1428-2762 (444 amino acids)
Biological process (GO): protein phosphorylation; signal transduction
Molecular function (GO): protein kinase activity; ATP binding
Source: RefSeq, a predicted model, not a curated record
AUAUUGUUUUUAUUAUUAGACAUACAUUUCAUGAAAACAGAUAAGUAUUGUAUUGACAUGUAACUGUUCAAGUUGUUUUUCCAGAAUAAAUUGCAGAAAAUGCAAAAGUUAGGCACUACUGAUUGUAUCAGGCAAUUUUUUGUCUGGUUGCAGAGCAGCCAUUGGUAGUUCUCUUAAAUAUCUCUUGCUCUUUGGCCAUUACCAAAAGCUGGCCACUGUACACCAUUAUCAAGCUAGUUUUCCUUCUUUUCCAUUCCUCAAAAUUCAGAUAUUAUUAUCUCCAUUCCAUUGAGUUGAAGUAUUGUUCUAUCUUUCUUUUUCUCCCCCUUUUUAUGUCUAUCCAUCUCUCAUAUGAGCCUCAAGCUCUUGUAUAUAUAGUAUACUGCCUUGUGCAGCUUGUGUGGUACAUGAAAGUUGAAAACUUGAUCUGGGUUUGCUUUGCUAUUUCAUUAUUAGCAUCCCUUUGGGUCAUGUAUUAUUGGUCCCCUGAACAGUCUUUCUGUUCAUUUUUCAAGAAUUAUUGUAAAGUUCCUAUUUUUUUCAAAGUGAAUUUCUGGGAUUUGUUUUUGUUCUCAUUUGAGUGUGCAAAUUAAGAACUGACUGGGUUUUCCAUCUUUUGUUCCUGAGUGUCUGUGAUUUGAAGUAUCUUGUUUGUUUUGGUGGGGAGGGUCCUAAGUUCAUGAGUGCCCUUUUUCUCCAUCCGAUUUCUUCUGUUGUUGAAUAAUUUAAUCCUGUCUGGCGAAGAUUUUUUUGUUCUGUAAUGCUGGAAAAUUGAUCUUUGUUGUAAUUCAUAAUGAUUUUUGAACUGGGGACCUUAAAUUUUUAUUUUUAUUUUUUUUGAACAUUGAUGGUUUUCUUACAAAUCUAGUGUCCAAAGUUGGUGAUUUCCUAGAGGGAUGCUGUGUUAAUUUGCCUGUUUGUUUCAUAUUCAAGCUGAAUUCUGGUUGUGGGUUUAUCAUUUACUGGAAGACAAACUUUGAGGUUAUUUCUCAUCCCAACAGUUGCUCUGUUUUCCCUGCAACUUAAAUCCAGUAUCAAUGGGUUUUAAAUAUCUCCAGGUUCUCUUUAGUGUGCUGCAUUAAUGGUUGAAUGUGGAAUCUCUGGGGAUUUUAUAUUGCUACUCAUUCAAGUUAAAGUAGGGACAUUUAAUCCUGAGGAUGUAUGCUGAAAAUGAAUUGGGGACUUUGUCUUAUUUUGCAUCUUUGGCUUUGAAGUUAUUGUUUUGCUUAAAACCAUAAGCAAUAGUAGCAUUUCCUAAACACAAAUCACAAUUCAGUGCAUGAGAUUUGGAUUGAGUUUCUUAUUUAGUCCAUCCUUUAACUUGUGGAUACAAUUUGUUGGGAACUGAAUUUUGAUAUGCAUUUCAGUUAGAUUCCUUGUAAGUGAGCAGAAGUUCAAUCUAUCACAAAGUUUAACAGGCAUAGAGAAUGAGUCAGCCUAAAAUUAAGCGCCGAGUGGGUAAAUAUGAGGUAGGGAGGACCAUUGGGGAGGGAACAUUUGCAAAGGUGAAAUUUGGAAGGAACUCUGAGACGGGGGAAUCUGUGGCUCUCAAAAUUCUUGACAAAGAGAAGGUUCUCAAGCACAAGAUGGCUGAGCAGAUCAAGCGGGAAGUAGCUACAAUGAAGUUAAUUAAGCAUCCAAAUGUUGUUCGACUAUAUGAGGUCAUGGGAAGCAAGACAAAAAUAUAUAUUGUUUUGGAGUUUGUGACUGGGGGGGAGCUCUUUGACAAAAUUGUAAACCAUGGACGGAUGAGUGAAGAUGAAGCACGUAGAUAUUUCCAGCAGCUUAUAAAUGCUGUUGAUUAUUGCCACAGCAGGGGUGUCUACCACAGAGAUCUGAAGCCAGAAAAUUUGCUAUUAGAUGCUUAUGGGAACCUUAAAGUUUCUGAUUUUGGGUUGAGUGCACUCUCCCAACAAGUUAGGGAUGAUGGACUUCUCCAUACUACAUGUGGAACUCCAAAUUAUGUUGCUCCCGAGGUCCUUAAUGAUAGAGGCUAUGAUGGUGCAACUGCAGACUUGUGGUCAUGUGGGGUGAUUCUCUUUGUAUUGGUUGCAGGUUACUUGCCAUUCGAUGACCCUAAUAUCAUGAACCUGUAUAAAAAAGUGAGCACUAUCUCAGUUGCUGACUUUACUUGCCCCCCAUGGCUUUCCUUCAGUGCCCGGAAAUUGAUAACUCGAAUCUUGGAUCCCAACCCAAUGACUCGUGUCACUAUACCUGAGAUUUUGGAUGAUGAAUGGUUUAAGAAAGAUUAUAAGCCUCCAGUUUUUGAGGAGAACGGGGAAAUCAACCUUGAUGAUGUAGAAGCUGUCUUCAAGGAUUCUGAAGAGCACCAUGUAACAGAGAAGAAGGAAGAGCACCCAACAGCCAUGAAUGCAUUUGAGUUAAUUUCCAUGUCCAAAGGGCUGAACCUUGAAAACUUGUUUGACAUAGAGCAGGGAUUUAAAAGGGAAACAAGAUUUACAUCAAAAUCCCCUGCUGAUGAGAUAAUCAACAAGAUUGAAGAAGCUGCAAAACCUCUUGGCUUUGAUGUGCAGAAGAAAAAUUACAAGAUGAGGCUUGCAAAUGUAAAAGCUGGAAGGAAGGGAAACCUUAAUGUUGCCACAGAGAUAUUUCAAGUGGCACCUUCUAUUCACAUGGUUGAGGUACGGAAAGCAAAAGGCGACACAUUGGAGUUCCAUAAGUUCUACAAAAGCCUUUCAAAAUGCCUGGAGGAUGUUGUUUGGAAAACUGAAGAUGAUAUGCAAAUGCAAGGAAAAAAUUGAUGUUGACAUCAUUAUUAUCAAAUGUAAUAUUCUUGAUGUCUGAUGUCCUACCUUCUACUAUUUUCCAAUUUCUUCAUUCGUUAUUUCCUUCUUCUAGGUUUGUUUUGGACAUCUCAUAUUGUGUUCCAUGCUAUUAUUUUUGGAAAGCAUGCACAGUUUAUGUAAGAAUUUACCCAUAAACACUUCCAGUUAUGUUCAUCAAACAAAAAAGUAUAAGAAAAUUUGUAGAUUA